This is a messenger RNA of Pan troglodytes (chimpanzee), 1568 nucleotides long. RefSeq names its product interferon regulatory factor 3 (gene IRF3). Lineage: Eukaryota; Metazoa; Chordata; Mammalia; Primates; Hominidae. Gene Ontology annotation, molecular function: RNA polymerase II cis-regulatory region sequence-specific DNA binding; protein binding; DNA-binding transcription factor activity, RNA polymerase II-specific. The transcript is spliced from 8 exons. Gene Ontology annotation, biological process: regulation of transcription by RNA polymerase II; immune system process. Bases 311 to 1489 code for a protein of 392 amino acids. Gene Ontology annotation, cellular component: nucleus. The record is from RefSeq and is a predicted model, not a curated record.
UCGAUCGAAAAGAAAGCCCCAGCGCUCUAGAGCUCAGCUGACGGGAAAGGGGGUGCGCAGCCUCGAGUUUGAGAGCUACCCGGAGCUCCAAGACAGGGGUGGGUUCCAGCUGCCCGCGCGCCCCGACCUUCCAUCGUAGGUGCGUGCGACGACCUGGGACGCUGGAAACCCGGAGCUGCGCGCUGGGCGGAAAGGACUCCUAGUGGGCCCGGCUGAGAAGGCGGAGGUGGCGCGCGAGGGGCGGGCUCGUGCCAACGCCGGUGGGUGGGGCUAGAACGGGAGGGGCGGGGCUAGCCGGAUCAGCUGACUGAUGGUGGGGCGCAAGCAGGUUUGGAGCUGCAGGGUUACGGGAAUAAAACCGGGAAAGCCGGCCUGGGCCGAGGCCACUGGCGCAUAUGUUCCCGGGAGGGAUAAGCCAGACCUGCCAACCUGGAAGAGGAAUUUCCGCUCUGCCCUCAACCGCAAAGAAGGGCUGCGCUUAGCAGAGGACCGGAGCAAGGACCCUCACGACCCACAUAAAAUCUACGAGUUUGUGAACUCAGGAGUUGGGGACUUUUCCCAGCCAGACACCUCUCCGGACACCAAUGGUGGAGGCAGUACUUCUGAUACCCAGGAAGACAUUCUGGAUGAGUUACUGGGUAACAUGGUGUUGGCCCCACUCCCAGAUCCGGGACCCCCAAGCCUGGCUGUAGCCCCUGAGCCCUGCCCUCAGCCCCUGCGGAGCCCCAGCUUGGACAAUCCCACUCCCUUCCCAAACCUGGGGCCCUCUGAGAACCCACUGAAGCGGCUGUUGGUACCGGGGGAAGAGUGGGAGUUCGAGGUGACAGCCUUCUACCGGGGCCGCCAAGUCUUCCAGCAGACCAUCUCCUGCCCGGAGGGCCUGCGGCUGGUGGGGUCCGAAGUGGGAGACAGGACGCUGCCUGGAUGGCCAGUCACACUGCCAGACCCUGGCAUGUCCCUGACAGACAGGGGAGUGAUGAGCUACGUGAGGCAUGUGCUGAGCUGCCUGGGUGGGGGACUGGCUCUCUGGCGGGCCGGGCAGUGGCUCUGGGCCCAGCGGCUGGGGCACUGCCACACAUACUGGGCAGUGAGCGAGGAGCUGCUCCCCAACAGCGGGCAUGGGCCUGAUGGCGAGGUCCCCAAGGACAAGGAAGGAGGCGUGUUUGACCUGGGGCCCUUCAUUGUAGAUCUGAUUACCUUCACGGAAGGAAGCGGACGCUCACCACGCUAUGCCCUCUGGUUCUGUGUGGGGGAAUCAUGGCCCCAGGACCAGCCGUGGACCAAGAGGCUCGUGAUGGUCAAGGUUGUGCCCACGUGCCUCAGGGCCUUGGUAGAAAUGGCCCGGGUAGGGGGUGCCUCCUCCCUGGAGAACACUGUGGACCUGCACAUUUCCAACAGCCACCCACUCUCCCUCACCUCCGACCAGUACAAGGCCUACCUGCAGGACUUGGUGGAGAGCAUGGAUUUCCAGGGCCCUGGGGAGACCUGAGCCCUCGUUUCUCAUGGUGUGCCUCCAACCCCCCUGUUCCCCACCACCUCAACCAAUAAACUGGUUCCUGCUAUGAUCA